AUGGGCCUCCGGACCACUCCGCAGGCCAGGUGCCACGCCCUCACCCUGCUCGUCCUGACUGCCGCCGGGGUGUAUGCUACCGGCCUGCUGAUGCUCAGACCCAGGGGUCGAGCCUGCCCCUCGACCGGGCCCCCACACCAGGCCCUCGGCCCGGAAUUGGUGGUCAUGAGCGAGGAGGGCAUCGCCAGGGUCAUGGCCGGCCCCCGGGUCCCCCAGCCCCUGGAGCCCCUCCUGGCGGCCUUUGCGCACAACAUCUCCCUGCCCAGCGCGUUCCUGGCGCGCGGGGUGGUGAGCGCGGGCUCGCACGCCGCCGCCGCCCGCGCCCUGAGCCCGCUGCUGGCCGGACGGCCGCUCAGCGUGGGCGUGCUGGGGGGCAGCCUGACCUUUGGCCGCGGGGCGACGACGAGGGGCAAGACCGACUGGGCGCCCCUGGUCUUCGACUGGGUGCGCAGGGCCUUCCCCGGCACCCAGCACGAGCUCAGGAACGGCGCGAUCCCGGCCGCCCCCAGCGAGUGGGCCUCCUUCUGCAUGCACGAGCACCUGCCCCCGGCCCCAGACGUCGUGCUGGUGGAGUACAUCAUCAACGACAUGACGGUGCCCUGGGAGCACGCCCACCGCCGCAGCUACGAGCGCCUGCUGCGCCGCCUGCUGCAGCUGCCCACUCGGCCGCUGGUCGUCCCUGUCAUGCUCUUCAAUUACCAUCCACACCAGCACAAGGGCGUGUUCCACCACACCCCAGAGAACGAUGUGGGGACCUUGUCGCUGUACUAUGACCUGCCGUGGCUCAGCAUGCGCGGCAUGCUGUACCACCCCAUCAAGACCGGCGCUGUCAAAAAGUCGGACGUGAUGAUGGGCGACUCCCUGCACCUGAUCAACAAGGGGCAUCGUGCGGUGGCAGACCUGGUCAUCCACUUCCUGAGGAUGGAGGCGGCGCGCGCCGCGCUGGGCCGGCGGCACGUGACCCUGGGAGGGGACGACGGCGCCCUUCCCGCCCCCAUGCUCCCGAACUUGGUGGAGCUGCCCGCCGAGUACUGCGCCCAGGGCGAGAGGUUCCGACGCGACGUGGCUCGCAACGCCACCGGCGGCUUCUGGUGGAAGGGCAAGGGGGAUGAGAUGCGGGCUGUGACGCAGAACCCCAAUGCCACCCUGGACAUUCACGUGGACGCCUCGGUGACGGCGCCGGGGUCAAACCGCACGGCGGUGCUCCUCUUCACGGCCAAGAGCCACGACAAGAUCGGGAACGCAGAGGCGAGCUGCAUCUCGGGGUGCUCCUGCGACCCCAUCCCCCUCAAUGGCACUAUCCCACACCUCUUUGCGACCCAAGAGCACCUCGACCUGCUCCUGGUGACACCCUCCCCAGAAUGUGUGCUGCGCGUGAGGACGACAGGGAGGACCGACUCCAACGGGCGCGAGGUGCGGGUGAGGGGCGUGGUCGUCAGCGCGGCGGCGGGCCUGCACGUCCCGGAGGAAUUCUACUGGGGGGAAGAGAUGCAGUACGGACCAUCCACCGCCCCCCCGGUCUAUGGCUAG
Molecule: messenger RNA, 1530 nt
Organism: Auxenochlorella protothecoides
Lineage: Eukaryota; Viridiplantae; Chlorophyta; Trebouxiophyceae; Chlorellales; Chlorellaceae
Exons: 7
Coding region: 1-1530 (509 amino acids)
Source: RefSeq, a predicted model, not a curated record